This is a messenger RNA of Struthio camelus australis, 3544 nucleotides long. It is a transcript of the gene MRPL42, whose product is annotated as mitochondrial ribosomal protein L42. The record is from RefSeq and is a predicted model, not a curated record. Gene Ontology annotation, cellular component: mitochondrial large ribosomal subunit. NCBI's taxonomy places the organism in Eukaryota, Metazoa, Chordata, Aves, Struthioniformes, Struthionidae.
ACGGGAGGGGCUCCGGCAGAGGGUGUUCUGCAGGAAAAAAAGGAAACAUUCGCCGUUUUGGUUCCAUCUUGUCCAGGACUGGUUUCCUGUCUGCUGUCAGCAUGGCAACAGCAUCACGUAGAACUGUGUGGUCUGGUAUUCUUUGGAUGCGUUCAUUGGCAGCCUGUAAACAGGCCUCGGUACAGAAUGGAGUUGUAAGUCAUCCUUGCCACAAAUCUACAUACUCGGUUCUUCCUGACGACUACAAUUGCAAAGUGGAACUUGCAGUGACAUCAGAUCUGAAAACAAUCGUCUGCUACCACCCGUCACUUGAGAUUCCAUAUGAGCAUACAAAACCCAUACCACGGCCAGAUCCAGUAAAUAAUAAAGAAGAAACCCAUGAUCAAAUAUUGAAAUCCAGAUUGGAUGAAAAGGAGCUACAGAACAAGAGAGGUCCUACAAUUGAAGAGCUCAGCAAAAUGUUUCACACAACAAAACAUCGCUGGUAUCCAGUGGGACAGUAUCACAGAAGACGCAAGAAUCUUAAUCCUCCUAAAGACAGAUAAUUAAGAUUACUUCUUGUUCAUCGUCGCUUUGCUUAUUAAUCUUUAUUGGAAAUAAAAAAAAAUCCAGAAAGUGGGAUAUUGUUUAAUCAACUCUACAUGAGUAUUUUAAGUAAAAUAUGCUUAUCUAAAUAAACUUGAUUCCGGUUUCUUUUUCUACUUCAACUGGUUAACACUGGAAAAACAACAGAACUGCACAAAUGAAAUAAGGAUUCAGUGAGAAUGUUGUACGUGCUGGGUCAGUGAAAUACUAGUCUUCGAAAUGGAUAUAGCAGGUGAUAGUGUUCUGAUUAAACUGGGUCAGAGGCUUAUCAGUAGUAAAGUUGAAUGCAUACAAGUAGGAUGUCAAAAGCUCAGACACACAACUGGACGCUUUGUGAGUGUUUUUAGAAAUCUAUUAACUGAAACGCAGGUGAGCUUGAAUACUGACGCUUAAAUAACUUCAGGUUAUUAUCAUGUAGUGAAGACUGGCCAACUCAGUUAAAGUUCCAGGGCAUAAUAACUCGCCUUUCUAAAUCAUCCAGCAUACCCAAAUAGCUGGAAUACUUGUGUGUGCGUGUGUGUUUUUUCAUCCAACUAUUAUUUGAUAAGGAUGCUAUGCUCAUGCAUAAAUUGCAUAGCAGUAGCUCAGGGGAGGAAGUGUUCUUUGCCUUAGCUAGGCAAUCAGGGAAGACUCACAGUUCCUUCUAGCUUAUGAAGGGCCAAUCCUCCCCCUCUGUAUACCCAAAUGCUUUAAAUUCCAUGAGUGUGGUUAGAUUCUGCUUCAUAGCUUAAGUACUUUAGGCUUCUGAUAUUAAAACAUUCUACAUAAUCUACUGUCUUUCUCAGGAAUAUGAGAUUCUUUACUCCCGUCUACAGUUUUAGGCAUCAACUCUUCUGAGAGAAAGAGCUAGCCUAGAGCACUGUGCCUUUGCAGAGAUCCCAUUGACUUCACUGAGUCUUGUUAGCAGAUCCUAUUAAAUAAUCAGGAAAAAUUUUAGCCCAUAUAUCUGCUGUUAAUUUUGAUUGUAUUUCCCUUCCAAAAUGGCUUGGAUAAGCUAGUAAGGUGGUGAUGGUUUUGUUUUUUUUUUCUUUUUAGUCUAGCGUUAUUUUGCUAGCAUGUGUUAUCUAUAAAUUUUGCCUAGAAGUUGGGUACCAUAUAAAGUCUAGUCCUGGUCACUUUAGUAUAAAGAAUACCUAUUGCUGUAGAUACUCCUAAAUAUCCUAUUUUCCUUGAAUGAUUUAAUCACGUAAAAGUGCUAUUAUAUGCAUUCAAAAAGGCACCCUUUAAAUAUUUGUGGAAUAUUGUACAAACAGCUAAUGUAAGUAUUCAUCUUGAAUUUUUUGAAAAUGCAUUUUUAAAUCCUAAUGACAGCUAGUUGAUAAUGGUCAGCACAAAAUAGUUGUGCUUCCUCUUUCUGUUAAGCUUUUAAGAUACCUGAUUCUCUGUUUAAUCCUACAUUAGCCCAGUGACUUUGGCUCCACAUUAUGUAUCUUUAGCUUACAUGAUAACAAACAUGCUAUCAUGAAGAAAUGUCUGCUGUGUCUGUGAAAAGGAUGGCUGCUUAGUCUGCGAUUCUAGUUGAAAGGAAAAAGUAAUUCUUUCUCCACCUGGACGAUCACUUUUUUAACAGUUUCUGAGAAUGAAUGGUAAAACAAAUUUUAGUACUUGUAUCAAUUCAUGCUGCACGGUACUGACAUUAGUGCCUAACUGGAAAGUUUAUAGCUCAAUUCUGAAGUGUUUUGGUAUGUUCCACUGUAUAAAAUUGAGUGUCUCCCCAAAUGACAGUCCUAGGAGAUGUGAUUAACAUGAUGUCAAUUCUGGUUAAGCUAAUCAGAUUUCUUUUUAAUAUAUUUGUUCUACACCUUAAUAUCUUAUAAAAAGCAAAUUAAACUAAUGCCGCCUUUGUAAAAUUUUCUAAGAGGAAUGUUAUUUAGAGUAUAUCUAUUUGUAGUAAUGUCCAUUUUUCAGCUGCUAAUUGACAGUGACAUUGGCUGGUGAGGUACCGUACGGGUAGCUGUUCCCCUGGUGUAAACUGCAUUGCCAUGUUAGAAAUGGCCAUCUGCUUUUCUAACUGGUAUCGUUUCCCUUGCUGGUAUUCCCCAAAUACGUUACGCAUCCUUUAUCUGAAAUGCCGUGGUGACAAUUACAGAAAACCCUAGAAGUGAUUGGUUUAUGAUGAAUUUUCAGUAAUCGCUCACUGCUUUUAGUGUAAGUAUAGCCUUGAUCUAAAUUAGAGAAGAGGAACAGUGGGAGUAUUGGCACUUCAUUGGAUGAUGCUGAGGAGAAAGAAUGAGUGCAAUCUCCUUAUUUUUGGAAAACUAAGACCUAAUUUGUCCAGUUUAUACUAUACUGUGAUUUAAGACAAAACAUUUUUUCUUGGAUUAAUUUAAACUUUCAAGUUUUUUUUUCCUCCCUCCCACAGACACUUCUAUUUAUUUUUGCCGAAUACUAUUAAGACAGUUUGAGUUACAGAACCCUUUUGUUACCAUAUUAUUAUUGCUCACUGUGUUUGUCUGUUCUUGCCUGUCAAACUUCAUUUACAGUUAUUCACAGUCACUGGAGAAAUCUUGGAUUUCUCUAUGAUGUCCAAACAUUUUUGGACAUUUCCAGACAUGCAGGGGCUAAAAAUGUCUUUUAUGUACUGCUCCCCUCAAUCUUUCUGUGCUCUUUUAUGCUGGCAUUUCUGCUGGAUGAUCCAAAGCAUAACCCAAUUAAAAUCCUAUUUUCACAAUAAUUCCUAGCUUUUCUCCCGAUUCUUUAUUUGUUGAACAGCUACAUAAAGAUCACAGCUGAAGAAGAGAAUUUAAUUAUUGGUUUCUUUUCACUUUAAAAUUUUGAUUCAGAAAUUCAUCUGUUUGCCCAUUUCUAUCCAAAAGGAUGGUCCAUUUAAAAGUCAGUUUGAGAUUUCUGUUUCUUAUUUUGUUGCCCUUGGUCCUUGUAUUAACUUUGCAGUUAAAAACUUAUGUAAAAUUAAUUAAAUCAUGAGUCUGCUUUGGUGUCUUUGUAUCCAGCUUCAGAC